CUACUGUUUAUCUAUUGUUCAAAUACUACAGUCUUCAAUCAUCAAUGUCACCAUGCAGUAUAUAUAGAGGCGAUAAGAAAUUAACUGCCUCAGACCUUUCAAGAGAAUCACUCUCCGCUCCCUUGAACAGAAGCAGAGGCCAUGUUCUGGACAACUGCAACCCUACUGGUCAUCCUGGCUUUUGCCAGGGUCAGCACCUCUCCAAUGCCCGGAGAAAUGACCGAUACAGAUGUUAAUAUUCCUGCGGUGAAAGACGCUUUGAAUUCCGCAGUCGGUGAAUUCAACAAGCAGAGCAAUGAUGUGUACAUCUACAAAGUGGCGAAAGUGAUCAAGGCUACGAGUCAGGUUGUUUCGGGGACCAUGUACAGGUUUGAAGUGGAAAUGGUUAUAUCUGGCUACAAGUCAUCCCCACAGGAGAUGUGUGCCAAGGACAACUCAGAGCUCAAAAAGCCAAACACAUGCUAUUUUGAGGUCUGGAGUCAACCAUGGCUGGGCCCACCCAAGCUUAUGAAGAAUGUCUGCAAACAUUAGAUUUUCUUGAAGAAGCUUCCAUGUCCAGAAAGGUUUUGGAUUGCCGCAUGUAGUCAUAAUCAUUCAGUAUUUUAAUGAAAUGUAGUUUACAUUUAUUUUAACUUACCUACUGACCGCCUUUUUUAUACACUACCAAGUCCAUGUUCAAGUUUUAUUUGUCACAUACAAGUAUAAUGAGUAGUAAAAUGCUUACAUAGGCCUACCUAUACGGCUGUACACACAUGUAUACCACUCACAUACAUUGUUGAUCCUAAACCAACUGUUGACAAUUCUAACCAACCUUUCUCUCAAAAUAAAGGCUUUCUACAUCAUUGGCCUCAA
Alosa alosa (allis shad) is the source of this 852-nucleotide messenger RNA. Its product is annotated as cystatin-like. The record is from RefSeq and is a predicted model, not a curated record. NCBI's taxonomy places the organism in Eukaryota, Metazoa, Chordata, Actinopteri, Clupeiformes, Clupeidae. The transcript has 3 exons. The coding region runs from base 142 to 531 and encodes 129 amino acids. Gene Ontology annotation, molecular function: cysteine-type endopeptidase inhibitor activity.